AUGGACCACAUCACCCCUGUCCUGGACCAUCAACCACAUCACCCCUGUCCUGGACCAUCAACCACAUCACCCCUGUCCUGGACCAUCAACCACAUCACCCCUGUCCUGGACCAUCAACCACAUCACCCCUGUCCUGGACCAUCAACCACAUCACCCCUGUCCUGGACCAUCAACCACAUCACCCCUGUCCUGGACCAUCAACCACAUCACCCCUGUCCUGGACCAUCAACCACAUCACCCCUGUCCUGGACCAUCAACCACAUCACCCCUGUCCUGGACCAUCAACCACAUCACCCCUGUCCUGGACCAUCAACCACAUCACCCCUGUCCUGGACCAUCAACCACAUCACCCCUACCAUCAACCACAUCACCCCUGUCCUGGACCAUCAACCACAUCACCCCUGUCCUGGACCAUCAACCACAUCACCCCUGUCCUGGACCAUCAACCACAUCACCCCUGUCCUGGACCAUCAACCACAUCACCCCUGUCCUGGACCAUCAACCACAUCACCCCUGUCCUGGACCAUCAACCACAUCACCCCUGUCCUGGACCAUCAACCACAUCACCCCUGUCCUAGACCAUCAAUCACAUCACCCCUGAGGAGCACAGAUACCAGCGACACGAUUCUAGACCAUUCUACAGUGACUCUUCAUCUGGAGACGUCUGCCCCGGGCCUCUGUUCCCGAGGUCCCGAGGCCCUGGACCCACAUGUUGAUGCAUGUUGA
This is a messenger RNA of Knipowitschia caucasica, 726 nucleotides long. NCBI's taxonomy places the organism in Eukaryota, Metazoa, Chordata, Actinopteri, Gobiiformes, Gobiidae. The record is from the annotation of a GenBank genome assembly.